Molecule: messenger RNA, 431 nt
Organism: Brassica oleracea var. oleracea
Lineage: Eukaryota; Viridiplantae; Streptophyta; Magnoliopsida; Brassicales; Brassicaceae
Exons: 1
Coding region: 117-308 (63 amino acids)
Source: RefSeq, a predicted model, not a curated record
CAUUCAAAUCAACCAAUCAUUCUCUCUUUCUCUAUAUAUGUCCUUGAACCAUAACACUUCCUUCAACACAAAACGUAGUAUCUUUAAUUGUUUCUGCAGUUUCAAAUCUCUCGAUCAUGUGUUUCUUUGAUAACAGGUGCGACCGAAACUUGACCAAAGUAAAAAGAGAUGUGGCUUGGUGGAUGGAGGCGGCUCCUCCGCGGAUAAUUUAUCCGGAGAAACCAUCUACUUCUCCGGUUCUUGAGACUAUUGUAGAAGAACGAGAGACCGAAGAAGACGAUGAAAAGCAUGAUGAGGAAGACUUAUGAUCAUCCCUCUGAUCUUUCUUGUUUUUAGAUAGUUGUAUUUUGCUAUAAAUAUGCAUAAGAUGAGAGUUUGUAUUUUUGUAAUGAUAUCUCAUGAUAAUUAAUAGUUCAUCUAUUUCUCGACUA